Molecule: messenger RNA, 1313 nt
Organism: Sinocyclocheilus anshuiensis
Lineage: Eukaryota; Metazoa; Chordata; Actinopteri; Cypriniformes; Cyprinidae
Product: N-acetylglucosamine-1-phosphotransferase subunit gamma-like
Exons: 10
Coding region: 360-1178 (272 amino acids)
Cellular component (GO): Golgi apparatus
Source: RefSeq, a predicted model, not a curated record
CUGCUAUCGCCGCCCUUCCGAUAUUCUCGAACGUUUUAAUGAAUAUUUCGUCUUUGUGUUUAAAUUAAACCGCAAAAAGGGACACGUUUAGGUCAAUUAAUUGUGAUUAUGUCGCAUAUCUGUUAAAUGUAAGAUAUUUUCUCUAUAAUUGAUGCAUUUCGCAAGCAACACGUUCCUGAAACAUAACAUCUUCCCAUCAGUAAUGCUUUCAGUUCUGUCACAUGACAGAACAGAGAUAAAAAAAAAACAAGAAAUGUAGUUUUUCCUCACAAACCCCACUAUUUGAAGAGUUAUGGAGUGUGUAUAUUUAAAACUGCCUGUAUCUGACAGCACUGGUGACUGUCACAUCAGGAGGGAAGAUGAAGAUAGUGGAGGAACCUAAUACAUUUGGGCUGAAUAAUCAGCUUGUGUCUCAGAAUAAUCGACUGCAGGCGAAGAUCAGCCCGUCUCCAGUGUCUGGACCUCCACAUCUGCACAGACUGGCAGGGAAGUGUUACAACUACAUUGAAGCCAUAUACAAAUACGUAUUUUGUCCAUUUCAUAAUGUGACUCAGCAUGAACAGAGCUUCAGAUGGAAUGCAUACAGCGGUAUACUAGGUAUUUGGCAAGAAUGGGAGAUUCAGAAUAACACGUUUACUGGCAUGUGGAUGCGAGAAGGAGAUAAAUGCGGCAACAAGAACAGACAGACCAAGGUUCUCCUGGUUUGUGGGAAUAGCAGUAAACUAGUGAGUGUUUCAGAGCCUCAGACGUGUGUUUAUUCACUGAUAUUUGAGACGCCACUAGUUUGCCAUUCACACUCCCUCUUGGUGUAUCCGGUUUUGAGUGAGGCAUUGCAGAAGGAGUGGGAUGAAAUUGCUCAAGCUCGAUAUGAAGAUCUCAUCACAGAACAGGGUUAUAAUAAGCUGCUGAAGGAGCUGUUUGAAGAGGCUGGUUUCCUGAGAAAAGCUCAACAGCCGAAAGCAGAGGAGAGCGCGACGUCUCUCACACAUCAGAGUCUGGAGCAGUGCACACAGGAUUUUGAAAAGCAGCGAGCAGAGAUAGAGCGGCUACGAUCACUCCUAACACAACAUAACAUCUCCUACCAGAUGACAACAGACAGGACACGGGAUCAGGGUCCCUCACCCUUCCAGGACCAGCACCUCCGCAGCGACACCGGCUUUAUCGCUGAUCUGCACUAACAUGCCCAGCAGGAUCACAAAACAUACAGCUAAUCGUUCAGGAAAAAAAUGCUACCGUGAGAGAAUGGUAUUUUAUAAUGUUUAAAUAUUUGACAUGAUUAAGCAUAAGUUGACCAUGUAUUAUGAAAAAUAAAG